Molecule: messenger RNA, 1016 nt
Organism: Coturnix japonica (Japanese quail)
Lineage: Eukaryota; Metazoa; Chordata; Aves; Galliformes; Phasianidae
Source: RefSeq, a predicted model, not a curated record
GCAGCCCCAUGCAUCGGUUGCAUCCCUGCAGGUUGGAGCGGCUGCAGCGCAUUGUGACGAAGCUGCAGACGGAGGCGGGGCUGUGCGAGGAGCAGCUCAACCAGGCCGACGCGCUGCUGCAGGCUGAGCUGCGCCUGCACGCAGCCGGGAAGGCGUCGCAGCGCACGGCGGAGCUGCAGCGCGACCUGGAGCAGGCGGACGCGAUGCUGCGGGCGCUGUUUGCAGACGUGCAGGCGCUGAAGGACGGGCGGCACGCGCAGGGGGAGCAGAUGUACCGACGCGUCUACCGCCUGCACGAGCGCCUGGUGGCGCUGCGCUCCGAGCAUGCAUUGCAUGCGGCCGCCGCAGCCAACGCCGCAGCCACGCUGCGCCCGCGGGCCGAGCAGGAGGAGGCGGCGGCGCUGCGCUACGUGCAGGAGCUGCAGCGCUGGGUGGAGGAGAACAUGCGACGUGUGGAAGGAGCCGAGUGGGGGGAGGAUGCGCCCGCAGUGGAGGCGCAGCUGGAAAUGCAUCGUGGGCUGCACCGCGACAUACGCGACUUCAAGGCCAAGAUCGACCGCGCGCGCAGCGAUGAGGCCCAGCUGUCAGUGGGGCAGCGCAGCGCCUACAAGGAGAGCCUGGACCACGUGGAGCUGCAGUACAACACCCUCAUGACGCUGUCGCAGCAGCGGUUGCGCCGCCUGGAGGAGCUGCAGGCUUUCGUGGCUGCGGCGGCGCAGGAGCUGCGCUGGCUGAGCGCCCGCGAGGAGGAGGAGAUCGCAUUCGAUUGGAGCGACCGCAACCCCGCCAUGGCCGCCAAGAAGGAUGCGUAUUCGGCUCUGAUGCGGGAGCUGGAGGCGCGUGAGCGGCGCAUCAAGGAGCUGCAGGGCACUGCAGAGCGGCUGCUGCGCGACGAGCACCCGGCGCGGCGCACCAUCGAGGCGUUCCAUGCGGCGCUGCAGACGCAGUGGAGCUGGAUGCUGCAGCUCUGCUGCUGCAUUGAGGCGCAUCUGAAGGAGAACAGCGCCUACUUCCAG